ACAACAACCGUAACAAUGAACAACUUCGGCGUAAUAGAACUAGCAAGCACAAAAACAACCAACGCCCCAGGAUGGGCCUACGUCCCCGACACAGGACCCCACCCAUCCACCCAAAUCCAACCCGGGAACCGCAAACGAGCCGCGCGCAACGCGAACCAAGCUAGUACAUCCGCGCUGUACGCCGACGCCGACGCGCGACAAGAAGCAAAGUUACGCCGGGAGAUCGAAGCGUUGGAUCGGGAUAAUUAUCAUAGGGAUGCGAGUGGGAUACCGAUACCGGCGGCGGUUAGGAGUGGGAAUAAGGCGGUUAGGAAACAUACUCCGAAUGUGAGGAGGAUAUUGCAGAGCCAGAAGACGUUUGCGAAUCAUUUGGAUGAUUUUGAGGCGCUUGGUGCGCAGGGGGGAGCUACUACUACCACUGGUGGAGGUGGUGCGGCUGCGGGUGCUAGUGCGGCGGCGGGAGGUAGUUCGAGACGAGGAACGAUAGUAGAGAAACAGACGCAGCAGAAAGGAAACAAAAAGGCGGCGAAAUCUACGUCUCGCUCAGCGUCUAUAUCGAAAGCUACGCCUGUAAAACAAGAAGACGAUAUCGAAAUGCUCGACGCGCCACCGUCCGACCAAGACCAAGAGGAUAACCCAUCUACCCUCCUAACGCCCUACUCCCGCCCGGGAUACCCACCCGAACACCCACUCGACGGCGACCCAUUACUUGAAUCCCGCGUACCUCCCCUACCGACAGAUGCAGAGUUAAAAGCCCUGUUAGCUGCUCCGCCGUUGAAUUAUACCGAGGCGAGGGGACGCUGGACACUGGAGGAUGAGGGUAUGGGGAGUAAGAGAUACCCCGCGCGAGUAUUCUGCGAAGUAUGCGGAUACUGGGGACGCGUGCGGUGUAUGAAGUGUGGCAUUCGUGUGUGCGCGUUAGAUUGUUUGGAAACGCAUCGCGAAGAGUGUGUUACGCGGUAUGGGCUGUGAGCUUUGGGUCAGUAUAUGGAGUUAAGAAGAGACUACCCGGAGUCCUAGAAGUGGAAAAGAUAGGGACAAGAGAUGAUAUAAGAGCCAAGUCCCUGAGUGGUAAUGAUCGUAUCGAAAUGCAUCGGAGUACUACGGAGUAUGGAAAAAGGAAAAGCAUUUGUCAACAAGAUACCCAAUUCACAAGUCACAAUAAAGAGAGGAGAAAAGGAAAUAUGCUCAAAACGGCCAACAGUUUGAAAAUAUACAGAUUUUGAUAUGUUUUGGUUAUCUCUAUUCCAGUUCAGCUGGAAUAAUCGUCAAUGUUUUGUUAUACAAGUCUUUCGACAAAAUGCAGAGCAGCAACAUGCCGCUUAAGAAGGAUAUCGUCUCGAACCCAUUGAACGCCCCGGGGCCUCUGAAGUCCGUUCCCGCCAAGGUAUCUAGGACCCUUAUACACACGCCGAAAUUGGGUUUUCGUCGGA
This is a messenger RNA of Hypoxylon trugodes, 1433 nucleotides long. RefSeq lists its product as uncharacterized. Gene Ontology annotation, biological process: chromatin remodeling. Bases 16 to 972 code for a protein of 318 amino acids. Gene Ontology annotation, cellular component: Swr1 complex. Gene Ontology annotation, molecular function: nucleosome binding. The record is from RefSeq and is a predicted model, not a curated record. Lineage: Eukaryota; Fungi; Ascomycota; Sordariomycetes; Xylariales; Hypoxylaceae. The transcript has a single exon.